Molecule: messenger RNA, 3075 nt
Organism: Leishmania major strain Friedlin
Lineage: Eukaryota; Euglenozoa; Kinetoplastea; Trypanosomatida; Trypanosomatidae
Exons: 1
Coding region: 1-3075 (1024 amino acids)
Source: RefSeq, a predicted model, not a curated record
AUGCCCGUCAGUCAGUGUAUGCGCAUUGCUGCAUAUCACGCGUCUACUAAUGAGGCCGAUGCGGACGAGUUGUACGCGUCUACGAUUUCGACUGAUCGUUGCAGCAGUGACGAUGAGAGAGCGCCGGACCUUGAGGUGGAGGCCAGCCCCCCUCAGCACGACGGCUCGACUGAUGUGGAGGGGGUGAGAAGGGAUGUGGACGCAUCGUACUUCAGUGACUUCGCAGGAGGGGAAGCGAGGUGCGAUGAACAGGCAGCGUUGCCGCCUCCAGCGCCACUUGGCAGUGAGGUCGAGAAAGAGGGCGAUGCAUGCAGUCGAAAACUGCUACCGCACCUCUGUAGCGAUGACAACAGCGUGCAGGUGGUGACGGACGUUGUUGCGGAGGGGGAUGCAGACGGCUUCUGCGACGUCGAUGAUGAGUCCAUCAUGGCGAACCAUAGAAAGGAUUCCUUCCCGGCGCCUGCGCUAGCACUGGACGCUGCUGGCCGUUCGGCCGAAACGAUAGGGCCCUCCCCGCCUAUGAAGAGCGAGGGAGGGCGCAGGAACAGCUGGCUUGACCCGCUGCGUGCCCUGUCCACACCGUACUCCAAGGAUGUAGCUGCGGCUCACCCCAAGAAGCCACAGCUGUCGGAAGACGUGCCCGUUCGGCGCCAAGUGCUACCACACACCCCUGCUCGCAGGCCCGAGAGUCGCUUCGAGCGGCGGACCGACACACUGCCCUACCACGGAGGAUCUUCUUCGGUCAUGGUGCGCGGGGGUACAGCGGCGCCGUCGCCGCCACCAGUGUCAGAGCUGAACGGUGCCGCUUCUUGCACGGCUGAUCAAGGCGCACGUGGGUACCGACAAACAAACUAUGCCUCGUCUUCUCGCGCGUCUACUCUGGCCACUAUCGAUGCAGUGCACGUGCUGUCACUUACAGAUGUGCUGACGAACGGCAACCACAAAGGCUGCGAUGGAGGCAAGGGGGCCUCUGCGGCUACACCGACAACACCCCCACGCGUGACUCCGCGUGACUGUGACGCUCGCGUCUCGUUCUCGCCCGAUGACACCAGUGUUGCCGCCAACUCGCCGCCCCCACGCCCUAUUACCGUGACGGCGACGCCGACCGCAGCGCAGCACACACGUGGAAACGACCCUCGCACGCGCACGAUGCUCCCAGCCCUAGAGACCACGGCGCUGAUGGGUCCGCGGACGCGUGUGGUGCGAGACCGUCCGCCGCGCGGGGUGCCACUGAUUCUUCAGUGCACAGGGCACUUCCCGACCCGAACGCGGACCAUUCUUGUCGACGACACAAUGAUGGAUGACGACGAGGGCGAUGGGGAGGAUACCGUGACAGCUGGUCUCCACACAAGCGUUUACAAGGAGACGGGUGACAGAUCCGACCUCUCUUACUCUUCGUCCGUCUCAGCGGAGGGGGUGUUAUUGCUGAGAAGUGGAGGGCGAGGCGGCCGUGGUGGUCGUGACGCCUCGAACGGUUCACCCACGCCAAGCCCGGGCGUGCUCCACGGCCGCACCUACCGAGUCGCUCGCUCUGGUAGCCCACUGGUCUCACUGACAGACGCACAGUUCAUUGGGGGCGACCCAGCCACAGUGGCCUACCAGCAGCCGGAGCCGCACCACCACGACAUCGAUGCCUCGCCUUCUCUGUCACCUCCCAAGACGUGGGAGGAGGAGGAGGAGGUGGUGGACACGAUGCCGGACUUGAUCGACUUCAGCGUGCAAACCGAGGAGCUGGAGCCCAGCCGGCAGGAUGAGUCCCUCAUCUUGUGCGGGUACUCUGUAGAGCCGAUUUGUGCCAGCCGCGGCGCAAGUGCACCGCCUGAGGUCCGUCCUCGUCACCGAGUGCCGCCGUGUCAGCCCUUCUUCAAAACCAGCGCGACUGAUGCCACUGCGUCAGCUGCAGCCUUCUCAAAGAAGGGCAGAGAAGGGUGUGCGGCCUCGCAGGAUGUGGAGCAACUGCAGGCGACGGGGGAAGGCGGGGAAGAGGGUUGGGCCUGGCCGCGGGGAGAGGCUUCAUGGUUGCCACAGCCCAGCCACCUCGAGUGUGACGCCGUUCAGACGGUGUCGCGGGAAUGGUUGCCUCGGACGUACACUCACCGGCCAUCACGCGAGGCAAAUCGUGCUGCUGGCUUUGAUGACGACCUCCCACAAGCCUCAUCUCCGGAUCUGCACGACGUGCGGCACCUGAUCGAAUCGGUUGAGGAGGCGCCGGCACCUGGCCGCGGCUUCCACCCUCCACUGCGGAUCACCGAUAUGCCUUGCGAAGGAGCCGAGGUGCGGGGGGGCCGGAACUCCACGCCGUCCUUCCGUAAAUCACGCCAUGUCAACAAUUCCGUUGAGUGUAUUCAAGCCACUCCGUUGUCGUCGAGCUCCGCCACUCGGUUUGAUGAGCGCAGCUCACUCACGCUGCAGCGAGGGCGUAGGAAAGCUUUGCACACGCUGCUCGCACGACAGAUGUGCUCUCCAAACAGCAGCAGGUGCACUACCACGUCACACGAGUACGCCGAUGCGCGAGCGAGCGUGCGCUCCGCGCGGCUCAUCGCGCCGGCGGCGGACUACGUGGCGACGCAGGAGCAGCUGCGGGGGCAGCGACUUGCAGCGGAGGAAGAACGAGCACGACUGAGUCUGGUGCUGGACGUGUGCGAGGCAGUGCGGCCGCAUGCGCGGGACCUGCUUCUCAUGUUCCUCCUCCUUGUGGAGGAGUCGAAUAUGCGACGUCGCCAUGGGGGACGAGGGCAGGCGCAACGUCGCAGCAACCCGACAUCGGACCGCGGCACUGCCUACAGCUCGCACCUUGACUCGUCGGUGUGGGAGGAGAGCCGAGUCACGUACGGCACGUGCGCCGAGGCGGUGAACUGCGUGCUGGAGAGACAUGGUGUUACUAGGGUCCGUGCCACCCGAGAGUUGUGUCGCCGUGUGGUUGCCUGGUGCCAACACCACCACAGGGGCCACAGCCUGCUCACUCAGGGUGCGUCGCUGCUGGACUCGCUGCGUGGUACGGCGGAUGAGGCCUCUGUGGAGUACGCCACGUUUGUUUCCUCCGUGAUGGAGUUUGCUGAGCAGUACCCGGGCUAG